Messenger RNA from Cyphellophora attinorum, 2382 nucleotides. RefSeq names its product G1/S-specific cyclin pas1. Lineage: Eukaryota; Fungi; Ascomycota; Eurotiomycetes; Chaetothyriales; Cyphellophoraceae. Gene Ontology annotation, molecular function: cyclin-dependent protein serine/threonine kinase regulator activity; protein kinase binding. The record is from RefSeq and is a predicted model, not a curated record. The transcript has 3 exons. Gene Ontology annotation, biological process: regulation of cyclin-dependent protein serine/threonine kinase activity. Gene Ontology annotation, cellular component: cyclin-dependent protein kinase holoenzyme complex; nucleus. Bases 1 to 2382 code for a protein of 793 amino acids.
AUGGGCUUCGAUCAUCUUGAAACAAGUGACCAGGCCUUGAAUGGACCUACUUUCUCGCAGCCCACAUCUAUCCCGGCCUCCUUCUACGGAAGUAGCAUCAGUCAGUUCUCCGGCCUCACAAGAUAUGCUUCCGUUCGAGACAGCGACUUGCAGAGCGUUGCAUCUUCCGACGAUACUGCGAGCGUGGCCGAGUCGGUCUUCUCCGACAACCAAGAUGCCCAGUCGAUAGUUUCUUCUCAGUCCAGUUACAGCUCGGCUGGGUCGGACUCGUCUGAGGAGGGUAGCGAUGGUGAGAAUACAUCCAUUACUGGUCGAGCAAACUUUGUCAAGCCAAUUUCCAACAAUCACACUGAUCAGCGAGAGGAGCUGUUGUCUGGUCUAUCAUCAGAGACGCUUCCGUUUCGCACACUACCACCGCCCAAGAAGCACGAAGCUUCUCAGAGCUCAACCCUCCAGCAAGCAAAUAAUGUGCCUCCGGUCUCUCAAGCUACGAACCCUCCACGACUCAAGAGAGAUACCGACUCGUCCGACUGCUUUGUCGGUCAAUUAAUCUCAUUCGCAACAAGACUCAUAACGGCUAUCUGGCCUAAGUCAGGCUGUCCGCCGCUGAUGUCAAGUUCGUUCAAUGGAGCUGGAGUACUUCCUUUGGAAGUGUUCAUCCACGAAACUCUGCGUCGCUCAAAGACCAGCUUUUCAACAUUACAGGUGGCGCUCUGGUAUCUGGUGAUGCUUCAAUCCCAAAUGCCUGCUGAAGGCCAGAAUGGAACAUCUGAUUGUCGUGCCAUGGACUGUGGCCGCCGCAUGUUCCUUGCAGCCCUUAUGCUUGCUUCCAAAUAUCUACAAGAUCGCAACUACUCUACCAGAGCCUGGAGCAAAAUAUCUGGACUGCGUAUGUGUGAGAUUAACGAGAAUGAGAUGCAUUAUCUCAAAGCGAUCAAUUACAGUCUUCACAUGAAGAAAGAUGUCUUCGACAAUUGGCAUCGUCUGGUUCUUAGCCUCAGCAAGCUAUCUCGGGCAAAGCCAGGCUGUCCUAUAUCUGGCUGGCGCACGUCCGGGUCCGGCCAUUCAAAUGCACUCGCAGCUAUGGUUUCUGAGGAUUCUCAGCCUGGACUAGAACUGUUCACUUGCCAAUGGUGGCAAGAUGUGCUGAAGCAGCUCAAUCCGCAAAUCUGUCAGGAUGCCGCUAGUACCGAGGGCUUCCUCCACAAGGUUCUCCCGCAGAGCAUCAUCAACGAUCCGCGCAUGGACUUGUCGUCUACCGUUGGAACAACUGGAUUUACAGCAGACUCGCCCUUCAGUGACGCUUCUCCGGUGAAAGGCUUCCAAUCAGCAAGCUCGACUCCAAUCGAGUAUACUCAGAGCCCAGCCGAGGCGUCGACAGCAUUGCCUCUGCAACCACAUUUGCGCAACCUUCCUACCCCCGUUUCGACGCCCAGGCCAAACGAUGGUUAUCACCCCUGGCUGUUAAAAUCUGACCCGAGCGCACCAAGCCUGCGAUGCUCUGCAUCUGUUGAUGCUUUCCGUAAUGUCCGCAAGCAAUGCCUCGCCAACGCCAAUCUCGACAAAUGUCCGCCACCGCGACCACAAUCAUACCAUUGCGCCGGCGCUCGACCAGCUGUGUCGAGCCAUUUCAAUCCUUUCCCACUGCCGUCACCUGCAACCUCAUUAUCCAGUGGAAGGUCGCGUUCAUCAUCCAUCUCAUCAACAUCAUCAUGGUCACCGAGUUCGGCGAUCAUGCCUGGUGUUGAUCAACUGCUACCGUACAGAACGCAGGAACCGUCGCCACUCACCCGAGUGGUAUCGAUGCCAGAAUCGAGACAUCCCGCCAAGUUCAAUGGUGAGCAUCCUUUACGUCGCAAACCGCAAUGCUCGGACAUUGCUAGCGCAAGAUCACACGCGGCAGCCCAUGCUCGGAGUCAAGUCCACAAAGCGUCGCACAGCUCGGCUGUAGCUGCCGACGUCAAUCCUCAGAACAAGAAUGUGGACGAUCAGAUCGCCGAAGCGCUCGUGCAGAUGGCUCGUGAACGUCAGGCGGCAGCCUCGCGGGCUAGAGCAUCUUGUCUCGAGACAAGAGGCCACAAGCGCACCAUAUCCACGUGCAAUGAGCGUAAUGCCGAGAACACGAAACCUGUACAACAGGAACUCGCCGCUGCAGGAAGUACAUUGAGCGAAUCUCGCAUAUCAACACCAACGUCUCUUGCGGACUUGCACAAAGGUUGGCAGUUUCCCGCGAAGUCGUGGGCCACGCCAAAGAAGCCUAUGUGCGGACCAUUCGAUCACAAACGAACGGCACUCUACUGUGAUUCCAAAGACACUGUCAACGAGUCUGCCGCAUCAAAAUACGCAGCACUGUAUCUGCGAGACACAACUGUCUUCGCAUAG